UCCCACUCAAGGAUGUAAUAGUGGUGAGAGUGGUUGUCUCUGUUCAAUUUUGAGUAACAGAUCAUGAAGUAUUUUGUUGCGAUGAUUGUUAUGGAAAGGACUUCAGAAUUUCAAAAUGUGUGAAAAUUCUUAAAAUAAGAUGAGACUAAUAUUUUUUAUCAAUAGUUUUAACUGCCAAGUGAAAUACACCUGAAAAGAAUGGAGUGUCAGAUUAGGAGUAUGGCAUCUUCAAGUAUAGCAGAUGAAGUAAAUAUACCUGAAGGAAAAGUCGAAGCAGUGUGCAGGGAAUGGUUAGUUAGAGAAGAUGGUGUUUUGGCAUAUAAGCUUCAAACAGAAGAAAUUCAGCAUCAUUAUGGGCAUAAUAAGGAAAGGAAUCAGCUAGUUAGGUCAGAUUUACAAGAAGCUCGGACAGCACAGAAAACUGAAGAAGAAGAAGCUGCAAUGGUUAAAAUGGCAUAUGAAAAAAUGUUAAAAGAACAAGAAGACCAUGAUGCUUUUAUUGCUCAUCAACUACAAGAAAAAAUUUUAAAAGAAGAAAUGGAUCGUCAAAAGCAAAUAGAAUUAGAAGAUCAGCGAAUAGCUUUAGAGCUUCAGAGAAAAGAAAAAUUACGCCUGCAGCGAAAACGAGAAGAAAAAGAAAUGAGACAAGCUGAAAAAGCUAGAGCAGAACUGUCUGGAGCAUCUAAUUCAUCUAGUGUAAAAUCUAUUGAUGAUUUAGUGGCCACAAAGGAAGCUUGUACUAGUCCCCUCGAAAGAAGUAUUUCAAAUCUUACCUUGGAACCUCCAGAAAAUUUGAGUCCAGAAGAGCUUCAAAAAUUCAUAGAACAUCGUGAUGCUGAAUUGGCAAGACUACUCCAAGAGCAAGAGCUUAAGCAUCAAGGUGAAACUAAACAAGAUCGACAGAUUGCUAUUGAAGCUCAGGAUAGAGAGCUUGCUAAAGUUCUGCAAGAACAAGAAAGGGCUAAAGCCAGAAAAGCCCGAGAAAGGGCAAAGCAAAAAGCUGCAUUAGCUCAACAGCAGGAACAUGGGGGCACAACGUCUGAAGCACAGCCACACAUUCUUCAGAGUACUGAGCAUGAUACCAUUGUUAAAGAAAGAUUAAGAAGUCCUGAUUGGAGUACAGCUGAUCGCCGAAGUUUUGCAUCAGAUUUUUCAGGAGAUCCGGUUGACAAUAUAGCUGCAGCUAUUGACCCUACUUUCAAUGCCAAUUCUUCUAAUAUGGGAUCACCUGUAUCAAGAAAUUCAUCAAUUGGAUCAUCUACAUCUCGUAUUUCAUCACUUAAAUCCCCUUUUGCAUCUCCUAGCACAGAAGUGCCACCAUAUUGUGCUGCAAUUGAUGAUGGCUUUUUCAUGAAUGGUGAGGAUGGUAGUGCUGUUCCACCAUAUAUGCCCGUACAAGGAACACGUCGUCCCACUUCUCUAGAAAAAGGGAAGAAAUCUAAAAAAGGAAAAGACGGAUGUAAAACACAAUGACCAAAAGCUAACAGAUUGCUACAACUGUGGUUUCAAAGAUAAUGCAUCACAAUGUAGGAAACCACUUGUUUAUUUUUAUACUCUUGUGUUUGCCUUGCUUAAGCAAUGUAAUGAGUUAUUCAGAGUUGCCACUCAAACAGGAAAAUAAAAUUUCUUGACUUUUC
Molecule: messenger RNA, 1637 nt
Organism: Stegodyphus dumicola
Lineage: Eukaryota; Metazoa; Arthropoda; Arachnida; Araneae; Eresidae
Source: RefSeq, a predicted model, not a curated record